This is a messenger RNA of Anopheles nili, 1446 nucleotides long. RefSeq names its product coagulation factor XI-like. Gene Ontology annotation, biological process: proteolysis. The transcript has 4 exons. The record is from RefSeq and is a predicted model, not a curated record. Bases 1 to 1446 code for a protein of 481 amino acids. Gene Ontology annotation, molecular function: serine-type endopeptidase activity. NCBI's taxonomy places the organism in Eukaryota, Metazoa, Arthropoda, Insecta, Diptera, Culicidae.
AUGUCUGCGGUGGUGGUGAGUUUCCUGGCAUUGCUGCUUAUCGGUGCAUCUAUCAAGGUCAACGGAAGCGAGCACUCUGGCGCGCGUGUCGACGAUGCCGCAAACAUUAAAACUGAUCUCGCGGAAGCAAUUGCCCAGAACAAUAGCCGUGCUACAUUUCAAGAUCCCACAGUGAACUCCACAGGCUUUUCCGCCUUCAUUCAGCAGCUGUACAACACGAACCGGCCAUCCAACGGAUCUUCCGUGUCAUCCUGGAAGCCAUUUGGCUUACCUCCACUCAUCAACACGUCCUUGAUCGUGGUGAAACCCGAUGAAACAGCGGCCCACGAUGAAUCACAAUCGUCGUCGCCAGGGCCCAUUACCCAGGGUCUCAGCAAUUUUCUUCUAGUGCUCUCCAACCUAUCCAACCGUCCGCUCAGCGAUCAGUCGGUGGCAAGCAAUGCAGGGGGAGCCAUUAGUGGUGGCAUUGCUGCUGUACAGGAGACGGUAUCUCAGCUUGGAAGUUCGAUCCAGAAUGGCUUAAACUCGGCAUUCAGUAAUAAUCAGGCUAAUGGAGUUUCUGCCUCGACCAGCUGGAAUCCAGUGCGUCCGAUUUCUAGUGCUGUUGGGUCGGUAUCAGUUAAUAAGCCAUCCUAUUGUCCAUCGUCUUGCACCAUGCUAUGUGGCAUACCGCAACGGUCUGCCUCACUUCGAAUCGUGGGAGGAACGGAGGUAACGCCUGCAAACAAGUACCCUUGGAUUGCCUUGCUGCAGUAUUACGACCAGAAUGUUGGAACUGGCACGCUGAUCAACGAUCGAGUCGUGCUGACCUCCGGUACCGUCGUUUCAAACAUGGUGAUUUUCAAGCAAAUCAAAGUCAUUUUCGGAGUCUUCGAUCCCAAAUCCACCAGCGAAGGAUCAAGCAGAAAGGUGUACACGGUCACCAAAGCUAAGCUGCACCCGCAGUACAGCGAUGCGAAUGUGCUCGACUACAACAUUGGCCUGCUGCAGCUAGCAACUCCAGUAGUGAUCACCGAAAGCUUCAUGCCCAUCUGUUUACCCAACGCCGUGGAAACCUUUGCGGAUACGGAAGGACUAUUGGCCGGUUGGGGCGCACGUGAGCUCGACGGGGAACCUUGGAAAUCGCUUCAGGAAGUUACGAUCCCUCUUUACUCGAUGGAUGAGUGUCGCGUUGCCUAUCCAAACUCGACUGAGGACAACAUCUGCGGAGGCGUGUUUGACCCGGCUCCGAAGGAUCAGCACAAAGUUGCCUGUGAUGGCGACGGAGGGACUGGUCUAAUGUAUCGCUGGAUGAACGACUCGCCGCUGCUUACUCUCGCUGGAAUUACCAUAAACAUUCCUGGCGUCGGUUGUGGGAGAGCGAAACAGCCAGUGAUAUUCACCAAGCUGUAUAGAUACAUUCCAUGGGUGCAAAGUCAAGCGACAGGGUGCUAUUGCAAAUCAUAG